Messenger RNA from Brassica oleracea var. oleracea, 2896 nucleotides. Its product is annotated as CSC1-like protein RXW8. Gene Ontology annotation, molecular function: calcium-activated cation channel activity. Gene Ontology annotation, cellular component: plasma membrane. The record is from RefSeq and is a predicted model, not a curated record. NCBI's taxonomy places the organism in Eukaryota, Viridiplantae, Streptophyta, Magnoliopsida, Brassicales, Brassicaceae. The coding region runs from base 263 to 2560 and encodes 765 amino acids. The transcript has 12 exons.
GAACAACGCGAACUCCUCGCGGGAUUGGAAUUGCAAAGCAAUUUGGUGUCAUUUUUAUUCUUUUUAUUUUUUGUUUCUCUUCUCUGCGAGUUCUUAGGGUUUCUGUAUUCUCUCUCGUUCUGUGAUUGAUUUCUCGGAAGUCAAACCAAAGUUUUGGCGUUUCUCCGUUUUCUUUGCGGAUCUAAGAUCCUCGUACAUCGGGCUGAUUGAAUAGGCUUAUGAAGUUCUUCUCUGCCUGCAAUUUUAGUGAGGAGGGAUUGAGAUGGAGAUUGCAGCUCUUUUAACAUCUGCUGGAAUCAACAUUUCGAUAUGCAUUGUGCUUCUGUCACUUUAUUCCGUACUUAGGAAACAGCCAGCCAAUUACUGUGUCUAUUUUGGACGAAGGCUUGUUUGUGGAGGUGCUAGACGUUAUGAUCCUUUUUGGUAUGAGAGGUUUGUGCCUUCUCCAAGUUGGCUGGUCAAAGCAUGGGAAACUAGUGAAGAUGAGUUAUUAGCUGCUGCUGGCCUUGACGCUGUUGUUUUCCUCAGGAUGGUCAUUUUCAGCAUUCGUAUUUUCUUUAUUACUGCUGUUGUUUGUAUUGCCUUUGUGCUGCCUGUAAAUUAUUAUGGCCAACCGAGGGUGCACAAGGAAAUUCAUUUGGAGUCAUCCGAAGUGUUCACUAUCGAAAAUCUUAAAGAAGGUUCAAAAUGGCUGUGGGUUCAUUGUCUUGCACUGUACAUUAUUACUUCAGCAGCUUGUCUUCUUCUCUACUUUGAGUAUAGGACCAUAGCCAAAAUGAGGCUUGGACAUAUUACUAGUUCUGCCCCAAAGCCAAGUCAAUUUACCGUUCUUAUCCGAGCUAUUCCAUGGCACCCUGAGCAAUCUUACAGCGACACCCUGAGCAAAUACUUCACAAAUUACUAUUCAUCAUGCUAUUUGUCCCACCAGAUGGUUUACCAUAAUGGUAUCAUUCAGAGACUGCUGCAUGAUGCAGAGAGGGUGUGCCUGAGUCUAAAACAUGUAUCUCCUGAAAUCAGUUGUAAACCGAGUUUGACUCCAUGUAACUUUUGUGGAGGACCUACAGCCACAAAUUCGUUUCAUAUCCUAUCUAAUGAAGGUGACAGUGUGAAAGGAAUGGAGCUUGGUGAGUUGACUGUGACUACAACAGAGCAAGAACGUCCAGCUGCUUUUGUGUUUUUUAAGACACGUUACGAUGCACUUGUUGUUUCAGAGGUUCUACAAUCAUCAAAUCCUAUGUUAUGGGUGUCGGACUUAGCUCCAGAACCUCACGAUGUGUAUUGGAGGAAUCUUAACAUACCAUAUCGACAACUUUGGAUACGGAGAAUAGCAACUCUUGUUGGUGCAGUUGCCUUCAUGUUUGUGUUUCUUAUUCCUGUGACCUUCAUUCAAGGUCUGACUCAGUUAGAACAGCUGUCUCAUGCAUUUCCUUUUCUAAGAGGUAUCUUGAAGAAGAAGUUUAUAAACCAGGUCAUCACAGGGUACUUACCCAGUGUGAUACUGAUUCUGUUUUUCUACGCCGUUCCACCACUGAUGAUGUAUUUUUCAGCCUUGGAGGGAUGUAUAUCACGGAGUAUAAGGAAGAAUAGUGCAUGCAUCAAAAUCUUAUAUUUUACCAUUUGGAAUGUGUUCUUCGUGAAUAUUUUAUCCGGGUCUGUUAUCAGGCAACUGAAUGUCUUCUCUAGUGUCAGAGACAUACCUGCACAACUUGCAAGAGCAGUGCCGACACAGGCUGGCUUCUUUACGACCUAUUGUUUCACAUCUGGCUGGGCCAGUUUGGCUUGUGAAAUAAUGCAACCUAUGGCUCUUAUAUGGAAUCUGGCUGCAAAAGCUAUUUCAACGAACAAGGAUGAGUCAUACGAAACACUUAGGUUCCCAUACCAUACCGAAAUUCCUCGGUUGCUUUUGUUUGGGCUCCUGGGUUUCACCAACUCAGUCAUAGCGCCACUUAUUCUACCGUUUUUGCUGAUAUACUUCUUCCUUGCAUAUCUAAUAUACAAAAAUCAGAUACUCAACGUGUAUAUUACGAAGUACGAAAGCGGUGGAAAAUACUGGCCUAUCUUUCACAACACAACAAUCUUCUCACUGAUCUUGACACAGAUUAUUGCUUUGGGUUUUUUCGGACUAAAGCUAUCAACGGUUGCUUCGGGUUUCACCAUACCGUUAAUUCUUCUCACUCUGCUCUUUAGUGAGUAUUGCCGGCAUAGAUUUGCGCCAAUAUUCCAUAAGCAUCCCGCUCAGGUUCUUAUAGACAUGGACAGAGCUGAUGAAAUGACAGGAAAGAUGGAAGAGUUACACAAAAAGUUGCAUAGUGUAUACUCCCAAAUACCAUUACACCUUCAGAAAUCAUCCAGCAACGGUGAAAGCAGUACUCCUUUCGCAAAUCAGGAGUUACCAGAUCCUGAGAAAUUGAAGCCAGAGGAAGGGGACGCCAUAGCUAAAGAGUUAUGGGGCUUCCAGGGCAAUGAAUCUGGUCAAGAACAUGACACUAAGUCAUGUCCCAGUGCUUCUUCACCAGAGCAUUUAACCCCUAAGAUGAUCGAGCUCCACAAACGGAACUAGAACGUUUAAUUAAUGAUUUGAAGUGCUAUUCAAUUACUGGGGCUCGAAUUCAUUAAAGUGCGGUUUAAGCAGAAGAAUUUUCUGUUGAAGAAGCUCAGCUUCUAAAGGAGCCAAUGGUAAAUGGGAAUAUACUCACUGACUGAAAGAAAGAUAAAUGGUAAAAGUUGAAUUGGAACGUUUUUCAUUUUCUUUAGUUGAAACUCCUAUAAAUUCUGUAGGAGUAAAUUGGAGAAAGCAUGUAGAGUCUUCUUGCUUAAAGAUAAAGCUGUACAUUUUAUAGUUGUUGCAAGAAGAAAUGUAUUAGUACUCAACUUUUCUCAAUAGAAUAAUUAAGAG